Microsporum canis CBS 113480 is the source of this 1053-nucleotide messenger RNA. Its product is annotated as AhpA. The record is from RefSeq and is a predicted model, not a curated record. The coding region runs from base 1 to 1053 and encodes 350 amino acids. Gene Ontology annotation, molecular function: DNA-binding transcription factor activity, RNA polymerase II-specific; RNA polymerase II cis-regulatory region sequence-specific DNA binding. The transcript is spliced from 3 exons. Gene Ontology annotation, biological process: regulation of transcription by RNA polymerase II. Lineage: Eukaryota; Fungi; Ascomycota; Eurotiomycetes; Onygenales; Arthrodermataceae.
AUGACAGUUGCCUACUCAACGGUAUUAUCUGAUCAUCGCUCGGAGAAGCUCCCCUCCUUCAGAGAGCUUCUGCCUGAUCAUCUUCAUGAUGAAAUAGAGGGUGGAGUGUUUUAUACUCAGUCAAAUCAGAAUUGGAGGCGUGGUUCACUGCAGGAUACCAUGCCACCACCGACUCCUCAGCACACCGAUAGACUUCCAUCCAGACUCUUUGCCAGAGAUAGCCGGUUUGAUGAUGUUUCCCUGCGACCUGACAGGUUCUUGGGCAACAAUGCCAAAUCUCCAAAUAUCCAGCAACCUCAUAUAUCAGAACCCAAAUCCACAGCCUCUGCUCCACACUCGCGUCCUAGGCUUUCUCUUUCCGAGAUCAAUCGGUCACUACCUCCUCCUAUCCCAUCUCCAUCGAGGGAAUAUCUCGUCAAGGUUUCACCAAACGCCAACAGCAACGCCAUUUAUGCUCCCAUGAACAGCCGAGGAAGAAACGAUGGAGAACUGUCCAACUACUCGAUAUCCUCUCCCCGGAGUCAGUUUUCCUUCGAUUCUUCGAGCUUUUCACAUUCAUCCUCUCCAGUCAACAUGGUGUCUCCCUGCGACUGCCGCGACCAACUCCCAUACCCCGCAUCGUAUGAACAGCCUCAUGCGUGCGACAGAGGCUACCCCCAAUCGUCUUUUGGUCAUUUCAGACCAGCCUCAGGAUUCUGCCUUUCAGAAUGCGAGCUUGGUGAUAUGAGGGAGAAGAAGAGAAGAGGAAACCUGCCAAAGCCAGUAACGGACAUGCUCCGGGCUUGGUUAUGGGAGCAUCUCGAUCACCCAUAUCCAACUGAGGAGGAUAAACAGAUAUUUAUGAGCCGCACAGGAUUGACAAUUAGCCAGAUUAGUAACUGGUUCAUCAAUGCUCGAAGGAGACAAGUAGCAUCUCUGCGCAACCAGGUUAAGGCCCGUAACAACUCAGAGACUGACGGCAGCAGUAGUCGGCGGAAUAGCAGUCCUCGUCAAAGUGAUGACGACUCAGACUAUUUGCGGACUCCAUCAGAAAAACAUUCAAGCCUUCCUUGA